AUCUCAAAUGCUAAUAAGAUUGAGGCAAACAGCUAUAAUUGCUGAACACAUACUUUCUCUCUCCUCCAAAACGCCAUUCACACGCCAACUAUAUCAUACAACAUUCCCGCCAUUCCAAUCAAAACUAAGAGCACUAUGCUCCAACGGUCAAUUACAGGAAGCUCUGCUAGAAAUGGCGGUUCAAGGUCUGGAAAUGAAGUUUGAAGGGUAUGAUACCAUCUUAAAUGAAUGUGUCAACAGAAAAUCUCUUAGAGAAGGUCAAAGAGUACAUACCCACAUGAUCAAAACUCAAUAUCUUCCACCAUUGUACCUCAGAACUAGGCUUGUUAUCUUCUACUGUAAAUGUGAUUGUUUGGUUGAUGCACGCUAUGUGUUCGAUGAAAUGCCUGAACGAAAUGUGGUUUCUUGGACUGCUAUGAUUUCGGGGUAUUCACAAAAAGGGUUUUCUUCUGAGGCUUUGAAUCUUUUUGUACAGAUGUUGAGAUCAGGCACAGAACCCAAUGAGUUCACUUUCGCCACUGUUCUCCCUUCUUGUACAGGUGACUAUGGGUUGGAUUAUGGAAGACAGAUCCACUCUCUUAUAGUAAGGUAUAAUUAUGAUUCUCACAUAUUUGUUGGGAGCUCACUUCUUGAUAUGUAUGCCAAGGCCGGAAGAAUCCAUGAGGCUCGAACAGUAUUUGAUAGUUUAAUUCAGAGGGAUGUUGUCUCCUGUACUGCGAUGAUUGCAGGGUAUGCCCAAUUAGGUUUUGAUGAAGAGGCGGUUGAAUUGUUUCGCAAGCUACUGAAGGAAGGGAUGUGUUCAAAUUAUGUUACUUAUGCUAGUCUCCUAACUGCAUUAUCUGGACUUGCUGCUCUAGAUCAAGGCAAACAAGUCCAUAAUCAUAUUUUGAGACAUCAGCUUCCAUCUUAUGUGGUUCUACAGAAUUCGAUAAUUGAUAUGUAUGCUAAAUGUGGGAACCUCGUUUAUGCGAGAAGGGUUUUUGAUAGCAUGCCUGAAAGAAGUGUCAUCUCAUGGAAUGCAAUGCUUGUGGGAUAUUGUAAACAUGGGAUGGGGUCAAAGGUGAUUGAACUUUUCACAAUGAUGAGAGCAGAAGGCAAAGUCAAACCUGACAGAGUAACUUUCUUGGCCGUUUUAUCUGGUUGCAGCCAUGGUGGAAUGGAAGACACUGGACUAGAAAUUUUUGAUGAGAUGGUAGUACAGAAAGAUGGGCUAGAGCCAAAUAUAGAGCAUUAUGGCUGUGUUGUUGAUUUACUUGGUCGUUCUGGGCGAUUAGAACAGGCUUUGAAGUUCAUUGAUGAGAUGCCUUUUAAACCAACAGCUGCCAUUUGGGGAUCUCUAUUAGGUGCAUGCAAGGUUCACUCGAAUUUAGAUGUUGGAGAAUAUGUGGGUCGUCAACUUCUAGAAAUAGAGCCUGAAAAUGCUGGAAAUUAUGUCAUUUUAUCUAAUCUAUAUGCCUCUGCAGGCAGAUGGGAAGAGGUAAGAAAUCUGAGGGAAUUGAUGAAAGAAAAGGCUGUGAGUAAGGAGCCAGGAAGGAGCUGGAUUGAGCUUGAUCAAACUCUUCACACUUUCCAUGCUAGUGAUCGGUCCCAUCCUAGGAAAGAUGAGUUUCACAUGAAAGUAAAGGAAUUGGCAGUUCGAUUAAAGGAAGCUGGUUAUGAACCUGAUCUUAGUUGUGUUUUACAUGAUGUUGAAGAUGAGCAAAAGGAGAAGAUACUUCUGGGGCAUAGUGAAAAGCUGGCUUUAGCCUUUGGGCUUCUAAGUACUUCUGAAGGAACCCCACUUAGAGUUAUAAAGAACCUCAGAAUCUGUGUUGAUUGCCACAAUUUUGCCAAAAUCAUCUCAAAGCUCUAUGGAAGAACAGUCUCUUUAAGGGAUAAAAAUCGCUUCCAUCAUAUUAAAGGUGGCAUCUGUUCUUGUGGAGAUUAUUGGUGAUGUCCUGAAAACAUUAUUGGUAGAUCUCAGUUUAUCUCCUUGAGCUUCAAUAUCUCCAUAAGAUUGACACAAUUCUUGACAGUGACAUGGGAACCUGAACAAAUUUUAUCAGAAAAAAUUUACUGCAAACAAUUAGGUUAACUAGGAAAAAUACAGGUGAUUUCUUCGGUAGAGUUAGAUCAUCACUCGAGUAUGUAGGAAGCAUAAAAAUACUUGAGAGGUUUUUGGCAACUUUGUUCAAUCAAAUCUUAUGCAACUUAGCUCAAUCUUUUUGUAGUAUACAAGAUACUUGUAUAAAAGAUGAUGAGUUUAGCAUUAGGCCAUUUACUAUACUACUAUGUAUUUUACACUUGAUUGAAUUUGCUUGUUCCCAGCUGCAAGCUGCAAUUUUUAGCCUAUAACGACAUAACAAUUGUUGUAUUAGACUUGUACACUAUGAUGGUCUACGCCAUUUCUCUCUCUUGUUCUCCUUUACCAUACACGACAAAUCAACUCGUCCAGCAUAUUGCCUAUAAAUAAUUAUGGAUCACUUUAAAAAGACCCCCCCCCCCCAAAAAAAAAAAAAAAAAAAACACAAAUUAGAGAUCUUUCCAUGUAAAAAUUAGUACUUCAAAUAAUCAUCUUAACUCUAACAUCAAUAUUUUAUCUUUUGAUUUAUGGGCAAGCCACAGUUACUCAAAUCGAGUAACAAAAUCCGCGGUGAAAUGAAAUUUUGGAUCUUAUGAGCAACUUGCGAAAUGUUUUAAUGUUUUACUCUUUUUACAUGCUGACUUACCUUCUCUCUCCCGUCUUCUUCAACAUGCCUUCUUCCUUACUCCUUUCUCAUUACCAGUGGCGAAUGAACUCUAACACUACAACAAGCACCAUGCCGAAUACCACCUUCUUCGGCGGCUUGAUGAAUUUAAUGAUCUAUAAAGUAUACUAAUUAAGGACAUGUUUGAAGAGUAAAUACAAAUUGGAGGUACUAACGACUGCCAAAAGUUGCAUAAGGUACUAACGUUUAAGAAGUUGCACAAAAGGUACUGAAUCUGUUACAGGAGGUAAAGAAUCCGGUUGCAGCUUGUUAAAACCGGUUACUUUUAUUUUUUGGUUUUAAAAAAAAGGGGAAAAAAAAGCGUGACGUGUAUUUUGGGAAACGAAAAAACCAUCAUUACCUUUCUAACGUUGGCGCGAGAAUUAGAAAGGUGAAUGCCUUUUAUUUUCCCUUCACCCCAUUGGCUUCCCUCGUCAUUUCUUUUUAUAGGGAAAAAACAGAGCUCUCCCUUUCACUCAAAAAAAUCUUCCUUCCCCUUCUAGCUCAACGCCAUUAAUGUGGGAAUUCGGUGAAGAAACAUCAUCUAAGGAAGCUAAAUUACAGCAGCUGCAAUCAUUUGAAGGUAUAUUCUUUUUUUUUUUUUGUCUUCAUCUGCUUUAUUUCGGCAUUAAUGGGGGUUUUUUGUACAGAAUUGUGGGUUUAUUUUGUUUUUUUGGGUGAAUUUUGCUUUUUAUGAUUUUGGAUGUUGUUUGUUGUCAUCAUCUGGUAAUUUUAUUUUGUCUGAUUUUGAAAAAUGGGUAUAUUUGGGUUGAAUUUCUGGAAAUUUUCUAGGGUUUUGUUGUUAGUGAAACAGAGUAGUUUUUGUAAGUGAAACAAACCUUAUCUAACUACAUGCUUGACUUAGGUAUGGACGCUCUUUCUGAAGCUCACCCAAUUUUCAGCAACCCCGACCUCCUUGCCCUCCAUGUCUUCCCCAAGCUAGAUUAGCUUAGUCAGGAUACUGUUAAGCAGGUCUGCAAGAAAUGGCGUCUGUGGUGGAUGACUCGCCACCUGGAAAACCUCCAACCCUUUACGGGACCUAGGGCCUCUGUGAACGAGUGGGUUCUAAAAGACCUGAUCUUCAACGACGGCCGGGACUUAAAUGCUUGGCUGAACAAUGACAUGAGAGCCAACUUUGAUGGGUUCCCUCUAUUGUUCAAGGAGGAGCAGUAGGUUGUUGUGUUAGGUUGGGAGGAGGGCUAUGUGCAGCUUGAAGGUUUUUGGUGUUAUGAGCUGCUAGUGUUAAGCUUUUUCUGUUUUUUAGUUUAGUUCAAGAUGUUCAUGGUAGAAAUUCAAUGUCAUGGUAGGGAAGUUUUUUGUGUUGGUGACAAAUCAUGCAUCAUCUUUUGGGAUUUGUCACUACCAUGACUGUAACACCCUAGAAAUUCCUUCCUUUUAAAA
Molecule: messenger RNA, 4127 nt
Organism: Chenopodium quinoa (quinoa)
Lineage: Eukaryota; Viridiplantae; Streptophyta; Magnoliopsida; Caryophyllales; Amaranthaceae
Product: putative pentatricopeptide repeat-containing protein At3g13770, mitochondrial
Exons: 2
Coding region: 8-1933 (641 amino acids)
Biological process (GO): RNA modification
Molecular function (GO): protein binding; zinc ion binding; RNA binding
Source: RefSeq, a predicted model, not a curated record